This is a messenger RNA of Odobenus rosmarus divergens (Pacific walrus), 1205 nucleotides long. It is a transcript of the gene WFDC1, whose product is annotated as WAP four-disulfide core domain 1. Gene Ontology annotation, biological process: regulation of cell growth. NCBI's taxonomy places the organism in Eukaryota, Metazoa, Chordata, Mammalia, Carnivora, Odobenidae. Gene Ontology annotation, molecular function: peptidase inhibitor activity. The transcript has 7 exons. Bases 104 to 769 code for a protein of 221 amino acids. The record is from RefSeq and is a predicted model, not a curated record. Gene Ontology annotation, cellular component: extracellular region.
CCCAGCGACCCUGCUGAGUGGAGUUAAGAGUCCGGCAGACCUGGCACACUUCGGCUCCCCACUUAGAGAACCCACCCGGCCAGAGGGCCCCUCUUCCCUGAACAUGUGGGAGGAAAUGCCUUUUUCCAGCCACAGGAUGGGCAGCGGCAGAAGGAAGGUCAUCUGGGCUCUGUGCUUCCUGCUGCUUCUCCUUGAAGCUGGCUCUGCCAAGAAUCUCUGGAAACGGGCAUUGCACACUAGGCUGGCCGAGAAGUCCCGCGCCGAGGAGGCGGCGGGCCCCCGGCAGCCCCGCGCCGACCGCUGCCCGCCGCCGCCGCGCUCGCUGCCCCCCGGCGCCUGCCAGGCGGCGCGCUGCCAGGCCGACUCCGAGUGCCCGCGGCACCGGCGCUGCUGCUACAACGGCUGUGCCUACGCCUGCCUGGAGGCCGUGCCGCCCCCGCCAGUUUUAGAUUGGCUAGUGCAGCCGAAACCUCGAUGGCUUGGUGGCAAUGGCUGGCUUCUGGAUGGCCCUGAGGAGGUGUUGCAAGCCGAGGCCUGCAGCACCACAGAGGAUGGGGCGGAACCCCUCCUCUGCCCCUCGGGCUACGAGUGUCACAUCCUGAGCCCUGGGGAUGUAGCCGAGGGCAUCCCAAACCGCGGGCAGUGUGUCAAGCAGCGCCGGCAGGCAGAUGGGCGGUUCCUCCAACACAAAUUUUACAAAGAAUACCCAGAGGGUGAUUCCAAGAAUGUGGCGGAGCCUGGGAAAGGGCCCCAGAGGCACUUUCAAUAAGUCUGCGGGGCCGCCAAUUGUGAGAACAUUCCUCCAUUUUUCUGCUAAGUCUUGGAAACAGUUGGAUAAAACAUGAUUUGACCCCCGGAGGUCAUGCGCAGCUUGACAGAGCAUGACCCCAAAACUACUUAGAGGCAAGACAGCUGGCUCUCAAUGCCAGCAUGAUGCAACUGGCUGGGUGACUUUGUGGGAGCCCCUUGCCAACUCCGGGUCCCUGUCUUAUUGUCCUGAAGCAAAGCACACCUAGCAGAGUCCCACUUGACCUGACGGCCCCACAGACCCCACCUUGGGAAGAGGUCACUGCCUUUGGGAGCUGCACGAAGCCCCUUUCUCAGAGAGAGUUCGACAUCUUGUUUACUACACAUUUCUUCCAGAUUUGUCUCUGGGAGCCAUGUACCUAUCCCAGAUGUUCUCAAAAUAAAUUGCUCCGUACAAA